Molecule: messenger RNA, 4516 nt
Organism: Brassicogethes aeneus
Lineage: Eukaryota; Metazoa; Arthropoda; Insecta; Coleoptera; Nitidulidae
Source: the annotation of a GenBank genome assembly
ACGGUAUCGGCCGAGUGCACGUUGCAAAUAUAAAAAGAACAAAAAUAACUUUCAGAUGACGCUCUAUUUCGAAUAUCCGGUUAUUUUUCCGGAAACUGGUUCGGUGUCGGUAAAUGGGUUAUGGCACCCGAACGAGCCGCUACUGGCUGUGGCCAGUUUUUCGCAGGACAGAGGCGGGUUCGUCACCAUUUUCGACGAGUUGGGCGAAUCGAUAAAAAACGUGACGUUUCCGGUACACAGAAGUUACCAAGUGACCUCGUUGGCAUGGCACCCGGAAAAAACGGUUUUGGCGUGCGGUUGGGAGAACGGGGAGCUGAAAAUAUGGGACGGCAUGGAGAAGGAGUUCGUGAACAUCGCCGGACUCCACAAGAGUCCGGUUAUUUUGCUGGAGUUCAGCGAGAAGGGCAGCAGGCUUGUCUCUUGCGAUACAUCGGGUUCCAUAGUAGGCUGGAAGGUGGACGUUAAAGGCCAACUCAACACGGCCUUUCAUUUGGAUCUCAAAGAGCAAAUCACGCAUUUGACGUUUAGGUUGACAGUUAAAAAUCAUCCUGACUAUGACGUGGACACGCUCGCUAAAGCAGCUGUCAACGGAGACGAAACAGCUCUGGACAUGUUUAGUAAUUGGCGCCCCAAAACAACUGCUAGGAAGUUUAGAGUCCAAGACGGCAGCGAUAACCUCUGUUUUUACAUAGCCACCCAGGUCGGGUCCAUCUACUAUGUCAAUCACAGUGGAUCUUGUGCUGAAGUUCUAAAUACUGAAGGUAUUCCGUUAACAUAUGUGGUGUACCACCCCAAGAAAGACGCCCUAAUAGUGAUGAUGGAAGGUCUUACCAUUGGUCAUUUUACCGUUGACUACCAAGGUCAUUUGCAGGAGAUAGCCAAGGUCAAACUAAGCGGUAGAGUCCAGAAUAGAAGCGUUGGAAGUCAGGGCUUAAUAUGGACUUUUGACAGUUCUCUGGCUAUCCUAACAGGUGAUCUGACCGUCCGAAUAUGGGACAUAGAAACAAACGACAACUACGUGCUACCGACCUCACUCAAACUAUACGCGACGGAAGAAAAACCGACGCUCAACGAAUCAUUCACGUGCAUAGCCUACUGCGCCAUGAACCAAACGCUGUGCGCGGGCACCAACACUGGAAAGGUGUACUUCUGGACCCGCAAAAUUUUCGAUGUCGAGUCGGAUAGUCCCGAGGACCAAUGGGAGUUGAACAACGUUAACGGCAUCAGUGGUACCGUCAAGCAGAUAAUGUGGGGGUCCAUGCUGCUUCGGCAGCCGCUGUUGAGUCUGAAUUGCGUGACCACUGUAUUCAUUAUGAAGGAGCAGAGCAUCUCAACGUGCUUCUCGGAUAAAAUCUGGGCGGUACAGAAAACCGCGUCGCAGAUUCUAAUGGAGAGCCAAAGCGGUAACCAUUUGUUGAAGCUGGAGAAUCAGGUUACAGAUAUGGCUACUACGAACGACUGCAUAGCCUUCACCAAUGGUAGGAAUGUGGUUAUGUACGACAUCACGUGGAAACAUGGUGACAACAAAUACGACAUUAACUCAAAGUUGAGUAAGGAGUCGAACGACGAAAGCAACUUUACAGUCAAACACCUCACAACGUUCAAGUUUGACAACGAAGGUAUAUCUAUGUACGACAAACUCGUUGUAGCUCUAACCCAAAAAGGGGUUUUGGUGAGACCCCACAACGGUUCCGGUGUCACCACCAUAACCUCCACCUCCAUGGAGGGAGAACCCAUAGGUAUGGACGUCACAGGAAAACACCUCACCAUAUUCACCAUAGAGGGUUUCCUCAAGAUAUACGACUUAUCGGAAGGUGCGCCAAAACUGCUCACCCCAGUUAAAAACCUCGUCGAUUCCGUAGAAGAUUUCGGUGAGGUCAUCCAAGCCAAAACCAAUUCAGACGGCAGCAAAGUUGCAAUGACCAUAGCCGGUACCAAUUUGAUACCGGACGGUAAACUCUACAUAUGGGACAUCGAAAGGGAUCAUUUGACUUGGUUCGAUUUCAAAAGCAAAAGUACGAAUUAUGGCGAUGAAGAUACGGAAGAUAAGAGUGGUUUCGAGGAAAUUUGCUUCAAUAGGAUACCUUUGUCUUUGAAUUGGGACGCAGGGGACUGUAGAUUGUUGGUGUGUGAUGCCAAAAAGUUGAAAACCAGGGAGAAGAAGAAUGGCUUUCCCAAAGUUGGACGUUCCAUAUCUAACGCUGGGGUGCAAAAAACCUUGAAAGACGAAGAUCACAUCCUCAUAACUAUGUUCGUCUCGCCGGAUAACGCCAUAAAAAUGCACGACGUGAAACCUAUAGACCCGGAAUCGAGACUUAUAUCAGUCGCCACACCUUUUAUCGCCACCCUGCAGAAACUGUCCAUCGUGCGCGAGGUAAUGGGUGACUUCAUCGGCCUGGAGUCCUGCGAUGGCGUCACCAAAACGGCCGUCCUGGACUUCAGCUACAACCUGAGCCUCGGAAACAUGGAUGCCGCUUUCAAGGCCAUCAAGCUGGUGCAAAGCAGCGGCGUUUGGAACAGCCUGGCGCGCAUGUGCGUCAAGACGCGUCGUCUCGACGUGGCGGGCGUUUGUUUGGGGCACAUGGGCAACGCCCAGGCCGCAAGGGCUCUAAGAUUGGCUAUAUCGGACGAUUCUCUGCCUCUCGAAGCUAAAGUUGCAGUUCUGGCGGUACACUUGGGCAUGCUGGACGAAGCUGAGCAGCUGUACGCUCAAUGCGGCAGAUACGACUUGCUCAAUAGGUUGUUGCGAAGCCGUAACAAGAUGGAUGCAGCCCACGCCAUAGCCGAAUCGAAAGAUAGGAUACAUUUGAGGAAUACCGAGUACACCUGGGCCAAAAUUUUGGAGCAAAACGGCGAUAUCAAGGAGGCUAUAGCUCGUUUCGAGAAGGCCAACACUCACAAGCAUGAUGUGCCUAGGAUGUUGAUAGAACAACCCUUGCUACUUCAAGCCUACAUGGCCAAAACUAAGGACCCGGACAUACUGAAAUGGUGGGGGCAAUACAUCGAAUCGCAGGGCGAUAUGACUUCCGCCCUGAAAAUCUACGCCGGCGCUGGAGACGUUUACUCGCAAGUGCGCGUGUUGUGUUUCCUAGGCGACGAAACAAGAGCGGCCGAGUUGGCCAGAUCCAACUCCGACAAGGCCGCCUUCUACCACAUGGCCCGGUACUACGAAACGGUAGGCAACUGCGAAGACGCCGUGUACUUCUUCACCAAGGCCACGGCGUACGGAAACGCCGUCAGGCUGUGCAAGGAGAACAACAUGUCCGACGAGCUGUGGAAUCUGGGCUUCAUAGUCUCGCAGAGGGACAAGAUGGAGUGCGCCAGGUAUUUCGAGGAGGCCAACGAUUUAGCCAAAGCCGUCGUGCUGUAUCACAGAGCUGGAAAGUUGCACAAGGCUCUAGAUCUAGCCUUCAAAACGCAACAGUACGAUAUCUUGCAGCAAAUCGCUACGGACCUGGACGCCAGCUCAGAUCCCGCGUUGGUGCAAAAAUGCGCCGAAUAUUUCGUCACCAACGAGCAGUUCGACAAGGCUGUCGACCUGCUGGCCAUUGCAAAGAAGUACACUGAAGCCAUAACCCUGUGCUUGAAACACAACGUCCAACUCACAGAAGAUCUAUCGGAGAAGUUGACCCCAGAUAAGGAUGUCGUCGACGAAAAUACGCGAGUAAAAGUCCUGGAAAAGUUGGCGGAAAGUUUGAUGCAGCAAGGGAACUACCACCUGGCCACCAAGAAGUUCACCCAAUCCGGGGACAAAGUGCGGGCGAUGAAGGCUCUACUGAAAUCCGGGGACACGGAAAAAAUCGUGUUCUUCGCUGGGAUAUCGCGCCAACGCGAGAUCUACAUCAUGGCGGCGAAUUACUUGCAGUCUCUCGACUGGCAGAACAAACCCGACAUCCUCCGGAACAUCAUCGCGUUCUACUCGAAAGGAAAGGCUUUGGAUUUGCUGGCCAACUUCUACGUGGCUUGCGCGCAAGUCGAAAUAGACGAGUUUCAGAACUACGAGAAAGCCUUCGGGGCCUUGACUGAAGCCUCUAGGUGCCUGGGGAAGGUCCAAACGCCCAAAGAUUCCCUCCAGCACCAGAGGGCCACGGAUAUCGUCCAGCAACGGCUAACUUCAGUCAAGAGGUUUGUGGAUAUAAGGAGGCUUUUCGAAAGGGGAGAUCUUCAUACAGGCAUGCUCCAGAGCAGGCAGCUGCUGGAUUCAGGUGGUAAAGACUUGGAGGACUCUGUGAGAAGAGGCGACAUUUAUUCACUAAUGAUCCAGCAGUGCGUGAAAGCUGGUAAAUUCGACGAAGCCAAGGAGUUGAUAAUGCAGCUGAAGCACUAUUUAAGCGAAACUGGCAAUAACUCGUUGACAUAUUACGUUGGUAAAGAUGUUGUUGAAACUUUAGCCAAAGGUAUUGGCGUUCCUGUUAAUUAUUUUUUGCCGGUUAGUGCUAAAAGUCCCAAUAAUGAGGAUGUUGAUGAUGGUGAAGAAAUUUUGGAAGAAACCUAAAAAUAAAUGUUUGUUCAAUCA